Messenger RNA from Iphiclides podalirius (scarce swallowtail), 339 nucleotides. NCBI's taxonomy places the organism in Eukaryota, Metazoa, Arthropoda, Insecta, Lepidoptera, Papilionidae. The record is from the annotation of a GenBank genome assembly.
AUGUCCAAUUAUACUCUGAAACGCGUUUGUGCGUCGUACGACAAAUCUCAUGCAUCUACUGCACCCAUCGUCGAGCACAGUGGACACAGUGUCGCUCCCGACGUUAUCCGUUGGGAAAUUCCUCGCGAGUGGCGGCGCGGUGGCGGCCUACAGCCCGCGUUGGAACACAGGCCCUUUGUUGUUGCGCUCGACGGCCAAUUAGACGUGGGGAGAGCACGGGUAAUUGGGCCGGGACCGGUUCCCAGCUGGGCGCGAGUUUUUACCCGCGACGCGUCUCGGAUUCAUAGCGUCGCUGCGCGCGGCGUCGCUCGACCUUCCGAGCGACUGAGCUCGGAAUUC